AUGGCGGUUAAAUUACUGCUAAUAGGUCUCUGUAUUUUACCAAUAGUUGUUGAUGCUAAGCGCGAUUACGUUAUUGACAUUGAGCAUAUAACACCGGUUGUCAAUGAUGUACCAUUUGUAAAAUCCCUAAACUUCUCAUUGACCAAUAAAAAGGCGGCCAAUAUGGAUUUGAUUUUUAAUCGAAAUAUUACCAAAUGGGGAUUUAGAGCAUCGGUGCAUAUGUUAACCAAGGGUAAACGUCGUAUUAAUCUAUUCCAGGUGGAUUUUGAGGGUUGUGAUGCUCUGAAAGAUUCGGCACCAAAUAAAUUUUUGGCCGUGUUUAAAAAGGAAUUACUUCGUUCCUCCAAUAUUCCAAAGAAAUGCCCAUUCAUAGAGAAUGUCCUGUAUGUAGCUCGAAACUAUACUGUGGAUGAGGAUGCCUUCCCCGCCAUGUUACCCGAUACAGCUUGGCAAUUUCAAUUAAACAUAAAUAUGAAUAAUUUAAAUACGGGUAUUAUUAUAAUUUCCGGUCGUGUUCAUAGAUAG
Messenger RNA from Musca vetustissima, 525 nucleotides. RefSeq lists its product as uncharacterized. The transcript is spliced from 3 exons. The record is from RefSeq and is a predicted model, not a curated record. Lineage: Eukaryota; Metazoa; Arthropoda; Insecta; Diptera; Muscidae. Bases 1 to 525 code for a protein of 174 amino acids.